Messenger RNA from Phycodurus eques (leafy seadragon), 2916 nucleotides. RefSeq names its product SET and MYND domain containing 3 (gene smyd3). Gene Ontology annotation, cellular component: nucleus. Gene Ontology annotation, molecular function: protein binding. Lineage: Eukaryota; Metazoa; Chordata; Actinopteri; Syngnathiformes; Syngnathidae. The transcript is spliced from 12 exons. The record is from RefSeq and is a predicted model, not a curated record. Bases 44 to 1342 code for a protein of 432 amino acids.
UCAACAUACGUCGUCUCUGCUCGCGCGGGCUUCCAAACGUGUCAUGGCGUCCAUGUUUGAGCGGUUUGUGAGUCCGGGCAAAGGGAAUGGCCUGCGAGCGACGACAGCAAUCAAAAGCGGGAAGUUGCUUUUCUCUUCCGAGCCGCUGGCGAGCUGUGUGUCGACAAAAGUGGCCAAAGAUGUCUGCCAUCGCUGCUUCGCGAGGCGUGAGACAUUGCUGCGGUGCUCCCAGUGCAAGAUGGCUCGCUACUGCAACAUCACAUGCCAGAAACAAGCAUGGGCUGACCAUAAGAAGGAGUGCAAAUGUCUGCGGAUCAUCCUUCCCAGAAUUCCUACUGACUCCGUCCGACUGGUUGCAAGACUAAUUUUUGCCUUGUUAAAUCCUGAAAAUAGCAGAAGUGAGGAGCUCUACUCGUUAGACGAACAUGAAUCACACCUGAUCUGCAUGUCUGAGCAGAAGAAACAAGGUCUAUCUCAGCUGGCAUCCAUGCUGGAGUUAUACUUAAAAGAGGAAGUGCCUGAACUCGCCCUGGAGAUGACAUCGGCUCUGCCAGAGUCCUGCAGACAGCCUCUUGACCUGAUAGCAAAGGUGACGUGUAAUUGUUUCACCAUAAGUGACGAAGAGCUGCAAGCGAUUGGAGUUGGGCUGUAUCCCAGUUUAUCGCUGCUAAACCAUGACUGCAGGCCAAAUUGUGUGAUGGUGUUUGAAGGAACAAAGCUACACCUAAGAGCUGUUCGGGAUAUCAAACCUGCAGAGGAGCUAACAAUUAGCUACAUAGAGACUUUGUCAUUGACGGAACAGCGUCAGAAACAGCUGGAGGACCAGUACCAUUUCACAUGCCGCUGCCAGAAAUGUGACUCCCAAGACACAGACACACUCAUGCAGUCAGGUGAACAGGCAACAUGGUACAAGUUUAUGGAGGCUUUACCAAAAUUGGAAGGACUGAAGGCAGCCUCAGAUUGGCAAACGCUCCUGGAGGGUUGCAAACGUCUGUUAUCAAUUGAGGGUUCUGACGUGCCCGAUGAAAACCUCUAUAAACUCAGAUUGACCGAUAUGGCUCUGGAUUCCACCAUUCACCUCGGUCACUGGGAGGAAGCGACAAGACAUGGGGAGCGGACACUUCCAGUUUACAAACAUUACUACCCUGACCCCCAUCCAGUCCAUGGCAUCCAGCUGAUGAGAGUUGCAAAGCUGCAGCAUUAUUUGGAGCGCAUUAAAGAUGCUCUGGACACCUUCAAACAGGCCUUUGAAAUCCUCAAGAUCACCCAUGGUAUUGAUCACCCCUUGGUGGCUGGUUUGUUGGUCAAGAUGGAAGAAUGUCGCUUUGAGAUUGACCAAUAAUUAAACUUGAUAAGGUGACGAUUGUAGGCGACUACAAGUUGUUGUUGUUUUUUUACCCCUCUUAACAACAGGUGAUGUCACGAGGGCUCAUGUUUGUUUGGGGAUCUUUACAACAAAUACAGUUCAUGUCUGUUUCUGUGUUAGGUUCUUGCCUCUUGUUUGUCAUCUCUAGAUUCCAUUACAGUGACUCCAUCCUGUGUGUGUGCGUACGUGUCCGUGCGCGCGCGUGUGUCAAAGCCAGGCUCUCAAAACAUCCAUCCUCCCCUCGCCACAUAUCCAUCACACGCACUUCCCAUGGUAAUCCCUGUUAUUGUGGGUUGUUUUGUCAGUGUGUGUUAAGGCUGCAGAGUGUCUGAUGGAAUGUGGUAAUGUUACACACACGCUUGCAUGCUUGCCUUUUUGUUAAAAGGAUGACAGCAUUUCCUCUGGGAGGGUAAAGUGUGUGUUUAUGGGAGGAUUACAGUGACAUUGUGCUUGCUUUUACAAAUAAGUUUUCCUUUUCUGACACUUCACUCUCUACAUGCAACAUGAAAAAGCUGGCACUUUAUCAUUACCAUUGUUAUUUUUGAUUCCAGUUUUGUAUAAUAUUAAUAUUUGUCUUAUUUGAGAUGAGAUGUUCAAAAUACAGGCAUUUGCAGAUUUAUGGAAGUUGAAUUUAAGAAUUUUUUCUCCAAGGUCUCUAUAAUCAAUUUAAGACCUCAUUCACUAAAUUGAAAGAGUGGUUGAUAUGAAGUCAAUAUCACCAUACCUUAAGACAUUUGUGAUACUAAUUGUAAUACAGUGGGUACGCCAAGUAUUCAGACCCCCUUAAAUUUUUCACUCUUUGUUAUAUUGCAGCAGUUUGCUAAAAUCAUUGGUUCAUUUUUUUCCUCAUUAAUGUACAUACAGCACCCCAUAUUGACAGAAAAAAACGAAAUUGUUGACAUUUUUACAUAUUUAUUAAAAAAGAAAAACUGAUAUCACACAGCCAUAAGUAUUCAGACCCUUUGCUGUGACACUCAUAUUUAACUCGGGUGCUGUCCAUUUCUUCUGAUCAUCUUUAAAAUGGUUCUACACCUUCAUUGGAGUCCAGCUGUGUUUGAUUAUACUGAUUGGACUUGAUUAGGAAAGCCAACCCCUGUCUAUAUCAGACCUUACACCUCACAGUGCAUGUUAGAGCAAAUGAGAAUCAUGAGGUCAAAGGAACUGCCUGAAGAGCUCAGAGACAGAAUUGUGGCAAGGCAUAGAUCUGCCCAACGUUACAAAAAAUGUCUGCUGCACUUAAGGUUCUUAAGAGCACAGUGGCCUCCAAAAUCCUGAAAUGGAAGAUGUUUGGGACGAUCAGAAUCGUUUCUAGAGCUGGCCGUCUGGCCAAACUGAGAAAUUGGGGGAGAAGAGCCUUGGUGACAGAGGUGAAGAAGAACCCAAAGAGGACUGUGGCUGAGCUCCAGAGAUGCAUUCGGGAGAUGGGAGAAAGUUCUAGAAAGUCAGCCAUCACUGCAGCCCUCCACCAGUCGGAAGCCUCUCCUCAGUGCAAGAGACAUGAAACCUCUCAUGGAGUUUGCUAAAAAAAAAAAAACACCUGAAGCACUCCA